Messenger RNA from Sclerotinia trifoliorum, 1365 nucleotides. NCBI's taxonomy places the organism in Eukaryota, Fungi, Ascomycota, Leotiomycetes, Helotiales, Sclerotiniaceae. The record is from the annotation of a GenBank genome assembly.
UCAGUAUUCGCAACCAAACAUUGUCUUCACUUUCUCAUGAAUUUGUUUUCUGUUUUUAUGAUGAUUUAAUUCCUUUUAUAUGGUAAGAGGUCUUUUCCCCCUGUCAGCUACAAUUGCCUCAAUGAUGAACACAAACACAUAUUGAACAAUCCAACUCUUACACCACAAUGGAGAUUUGUAUUUUCUAUCUGAGCAAUCUUGAUUUUUAUCAUUCAAUUCGAAUGCGAUGCAGUUAGGCAGACAGCUAACUUCCAUCUCAGACAGAUCAAUUGCUAUUUUAAUUCUUCCGCCAUUCGCACGGUUUUUAGUUCAAAAGGUUCGUACAUUCUCAUUAUUCUCUCUUUUUUAUACACCGUUGGGGGUGAUGAUGAAAACACAUUGGAAAGGCAUUCCUCAAUCCGAAUUAUACUGUCGAAUCUUUGCAUUUAAGUUUCAGCCUUGUCUGACCCAUCGUCCAUUACUAUUUAUCAUUGAAACAUCUUUUCUGUGCCAAAGCUAACCACAAAUUGGCAACAGGUACAUACACUUCCUCUUACAAUCAAUUCACUUGCAUUACAUGACGAACUUUGAACGAACGGGCGGACAGACUGCGCACUCCUGCUCCUGUCUCUCAUCAAGCAAGGCGUACAAACCUUGUGAGGGAUAGACGGUUAGGAAGUGCUUGUUGAGAACUCGUCAGCUGAUCUAAUGCUCAAUUGCUUCUUGAUCAUUUUGAUAUGCCGCUCGAAAUGGAAACAUUGAUGCUAACAUACCUUUCUUCUAGGUAAAUAUUGCAAUUUUCUCUUCGAUUGUUACAAAGGGCCAUUGCAUUGAAAUGAUGAAACUUAUUCACACUGUUUGAAGUGGACUAUGUCCGCUACUGAACGCACUAUAAAAAUCUGAUUUAAUGAGGUAUGCUUUGCUCUCGCAUAACGUAGAAGACCAAUGCUAACAAUACUCUAGCCUGACAUUUGCCUUGUGGUUCCUUACAUUUUGAUUCCAUCGAAAUGAUGUUCGACUACAGAUGACAUUUGCUGACAAUAUCAUCUCGAACAUAGACCAUCCAUUAUUCUGAAGCUGCUGAUAAAGUUAUGUAAAAAUGUAAGCUACUUCUUUUCACGUACCUGUCCACACUCUUUGCUCUGAUGAACCCAAAUAUUCGCUGUGUUCUUUCCGAGUCAACCUUUGACGAAACACAUAUUUCACCUUGGAGAACUGAGAUAGUACUCAUGUUAUUCAUUUUCAACCUUCUAUAAACGAUAGUUAGAACAUGAAGCUAACUUGCAUAGAUACUUUGAAACUCGAGAUCGAAUUUAAUUUUAAGUUGGGGCAGUGGAAGUUAUAGAUAGAUAUAAUACAAAAGAUUUUUAGAACAUUACUAUCUCC